AAAUAGUGUGUGCGGUCCGCUAAGCAAGCGGCCAGGUGAAGAUGGCGGAAUCGCUGAAUGUCGGGCUGUCUGAGGAAAAAGAUUUAGAAAACGAAAACCGGAGCCGCACGACAAGUUCGUGGAGUAAUGCGGCAAGGAUUCGUAAAGCCGUUCCUGUGACGGACAUGGCGGAAACCUUGGGGUUUUACGACCGACCGCUUGACAACGAGGAGCAACGGGAAAGCUCAGAAGUAGAGGACACAGAAGAGCCGUCCUUGCUGAGGUUUAUGUGUGCGGAGCUGACCAGGGGCUACUUUCUGGAGCACGAUGAGGCGAAGUACACAGAGCGGCGAGAGAGAGUCUACACAUGCAUGAGGAUCCCCAAGGAGCUGGAGAAGCUGAUGAUGUUUGGCAUCUUCCUGUGCCUGGAUGCGUUCCUCUAUGUGUUCACUUUGCUGCCCCUCCGAACCCUGCUGGCCUUCCUGAGAUUGCUGACCAUGCCCUGCUGUGGCCACAGGGCACAUGUGUGCCCUUACUGCAGAAGGAGCAGUGUUUCGCGGUUCCUGCAGCCAGCCCAAGUGUGUGACUUACUGAAAGGUCUGAUUAUGGUGCUGUGUUACUUCAUGAUGCAUUACGUGGAUUAUGCCAUGAUGUACCAUUUAAUCCGGGGGCAAUCAGUCAUCAAACUAUACAUCAUUUACAACAUGCUGGAGGUGGCAGACCGUCUCUUCUCGUCCUUUGGCCAGGAUAUUCUGGACGCUCUAUACUGGACUGCCACAGAGCCGAAGUCCAGGAAAAGAGCUCACAUUGGAGUCAUCCCUCAUUUCAUCAUGGCCGUCUUCUAUGUUUUUCUGCAUGCCAUCCUCAUUAUGGUGCAGGCGUCCACUCUGAACGUGGCUUUCAACUCUCACAACAAGUCCCUUCUCACCAUCAUGAUGUCCAACAAUUUUGUGGAGAUAAAAGGAAGCGUCUUUAAAAAGUUUGAGAAAAAUAACCUCUUUCAGAUGUCUAAUAGCGAUAUUAAGGAGCGCUUCACUAACUACAUUCUGCUGCUCAUUGUGUGUCUGAGAAACAUGGAGCAGUUCUCCUGGAACUCAGAUCACCUGUGGGUACUGCUGCCGGAUGUCCUCAUGGUGGUGACCUCUGAGGUUGCGGUGGAUGUCGUAAAGCAUGCGUUCAUCACCAAAUUCAAUGACAUCACUGCAGAUGUGUACAGCGAGUACAAAGCCAGUUUGGCAUUUGAGCUUGUGAGCAGCCGACAGAAGAAUGCAUACACAGACUAUAGUGAUUCUGUGGCCAGAAGAAUGGGCUUCAUCCCUCUGCCCCUGGCUGUCCUGCUGAUCCGAGUAGUGAUGAGUUCAGUGAAGAUCCAGGGAGCUCUCUCAUCUGUCUGUCUUCUGCUCUUCUACCUAGGAAUGAUUACACUCAAAGUGUUGAACAGUAUAGUUCUGCUGGGGAAAUCCUGCCACUACGUUAAAGAGGCAAAAAUGGAGGGUAAACUGUUUGAAAGACCCAACACUUCAGCUCCAAAACAGACCCCCACCAAACCCAGCAGUACCACAUGCCCCCCUCCCUCAGGUGAGCCAAAGAUGCCUCAGCCAUCUCCCUUCAUCACAAAGCAACCCACACCACGAGCAUCAACGUCACUUCCUCCAGAACCACCCCCUGUAACCAAGGAAACCAGUGAGGCUCCUCCAGAGAUUCCACCUAACCCAGUGGAGGGCAGCAGCGAGACACCUCAAUCUCCAGAACUCAAACACAGAGCUCCAAAGAAAGACCUGCUGGAGAUUGACCGCUUCACAAUAUGUGGGAACCGUAUACUUUGACCGCUGUAGUUUCUGCCCAGGAACUACAGCCAGGGUGACUUUUAAUCUCCAUAGUCAGCGUCUCAGAGUCCAGAGGCUGGGCGGUAGGGCAGCUUAGUACCAGAGAAAAUGGGAAAUGGACAGCGUUAAGCGUUCCAGCUUUUGCCCAUAACGAAUCAUAACAGCCUGGUGGAUCAUGUAGACAUAGGAACUCAGUGCAGUGGAUAUGCACCAUCGUGAACAGUCGGCCAUUAAAAUGGCUUCGUCAAAGUAAAUUAUCUUCUCAUUAAACAGGGAGGAGGAAAAAUCUUGCACAAAAGAGAUUAAAACGUUAAAUAAGUUUACGUUCUUAGUUUUGUUUAACACAAUUCUCCUGCAGGUAGUUAAUAAAUGAUAAAGAUUAUAGUGCCUAAUUUAUUCACUCAAAAAGUAAAACAUUUAGUCAGUCAUUUAUAAUUUUAGCUUGGUGCUGGUCACAAGGCUGGCCACUUGUUUUGUCCAAAUUAGAGGUACCUUCCAAUGUUGCAGAGACUACGGUGAGACUUCCUUACUCAUCAUUGUGUAACAUUCCAUAUCUACUGGUGUUGAGUGAUAUUCACUUUUUGUAACAUUUAGCCAAGUUUUAUUGGGAAAUUCUGCUUAUCGUGCCAAACAGGCGAAUCCAUGAUGCAGAUUUUUAGACUAGAUUCUCAGAUAUUCCAAGUACAUUCAAAAUAACAUGUAUUGAAGUAGCUGUAUUACAUUCUCAUACUCUCUUCAGAAUGUCCAUAGUAGGGACUGGUGAUGGUGAUGGAUGGCAGAUUCUUACUGCGCUCUGUACUCAUUCCGACCUCUUCCAUGAGCGCAGCCAAACCAGCUGACAAAAACCUUGCACUGAUUUACCGCGUUGUCUUAAGCUGUGCAGUAGAAGUUUCUAGAAGCCUCUGUGUUUGGUUUAACAUGCACAAAAGAUUCACCCACAUGUUUACAUCUCUCACUAGAAGUGACCAUAAUUUUACAAAAAAUGUGAUGUGAUAAGUUAUCAUAACCACUGCUGAGUCAUUUUAGAUAUCUCGGGAUUGUGAUGUAUGUAAUGUAUAUUUAAUUGUUUGGUUUAUUUUUUUAAUCGCAAGAAAAUGAUUUAUUGAAGUAUAAAGCUGAAGAUGAUAUGUAGUUCUACACAGAUUUAAUCCUAAGUAUGAAGUAAUUUAUUGUGAGUGUUCUGCUGUUGCUUGAGGGAAGGAAAUGUUCUUUUUUGACUUUUGAGUUUUUCAUACAUCACUGCCCAGUGUGACCCAUCAUAAACAUUCUUAUGAGUAUUAAGUUCACAUGUGUUGGUCCAGACUGACCGCAGCUCACAGCAUUGCUUUCAAACAUUAAUAUUGUUUCUUUUUUUAAUGUGCCAUUAUACCAGCAUUGCAGGGACAUGUUUCAGUAACGUCAUGCUUUCAGGAUGAAGACGAAUGGAGUUCAUUUAAUGUAACUGGCCUGUUUUUGAGGCGGCUAAUAAACUUUUGUAAUGUAA
Molecule: messenger RNA, 3288 nt
Organism: Pygocentrus nattereri (red-bellied piranha)
Lineage: Eukaryota; Metazoa; Chordata; Actinopteri; Characiformes; Serrasalmidae
Gene: tapt1a
Product: transmembrane anterior posterior transformation 1a
Exons: 15
Coding region: 42-1805 (587 amino acids)
Biological process (GO): positive regulation of cilium assembly; maintenance of protein localization in endoplasmic reticulum
Cellular component (GO): ciliary basal body; endoplasmic reticulum membrane
Source: RefSeq, a predicted model, not a curated record